Molecule: messenger RNA, 2923 nt
Organism: Dryobates pubescens (Downy woodpecker)
Lineage: Eukaryota; Metazoa; Chordata; Aves; Piciformes; Picidae
Gene: GALNT17
Product: polypeptide N-acetylgalactosaminyltransferase 17
Exons: 11
Coding region: 133-1929 (598 amino acids)
Cellular component (GO): Golgi apparatus
Source: RefSeq, a predicted model, not a curated record
CCCGGGGCCGGGCCGGGCUGGAUCGCGCCGUACGGCGCCGUGCGAUGUGCGCGCAGCGGCGGGCGGCUGCCGGCCCGCUCUCCUAGCUCCUGCGGGCUGCGCGGCGGCUGGCGGUGCCCCUCGGGAAGUUUGAUGGCUUCUUUGAGGAGAGUCAAAGUCCUGCUGGUGUUAAACUUGAUCGCGGUGGCUGGCUUCGUCCUCUUCCUGGCCAAGUGCAGACCCAUCACCGCCAAGAGCGGCGACUCCUUCCAUGACAUCCAUCCCAGGGCAGAAGUGGCCAACUUGACAGCCCACGGCAUCAGCUCCAUCCAGGAUGCAGUGCUGAAGAGACUCUCGCUCCUAGAAGACAUAGUCUACAGGCAGCUGAAUGGUCUGUCCAAGUCACUCGGUCUCAUUGAAGGCUAUGGUGGACGUGGUAAAGGUGGGCUUCCAGCCACGCUGUCCCCUGAUGAGGAGGAGAAAGCAAAAGGACCACAUGAGAAAUAUGGCUACAACUCCUACCUCAGUGAGAAAAUUUCACUGGAUCGUUCCAUACCAGAUUAUCGCCCAACCAAGUGCAAAGAGUUGAAAUACAGCAAGGACCUACCCCAGAUCUCCAUCAUCUUCAUCUUCGUGAAUGAAGCGCUCUCCGUUAUCCUGCGGUCGGUGCACAGCGCUGUUAAUCACACCCCAGCUCACCUCCUGAAAGAGAUUAUCCUUGUGGAUGACAACAGUGAUGAAGAGGAGCUGAAGGCACCACUGGAAGAGUACGUCAACAAGCGGUACCCAGGCCUGGUGAAGGUGGUGCGCAACCAGAAGAGGGAAGGGCUUAUCCGAGCUCGUAUCGAAGGCUGGAAAGCUGCCACUGGCCAGAUCACUGGAUUCUUUGAUGCUCAUGUGGAGUUCACUGCUGGCUGGGCUGAGCCAGUCCUGUCACGAAUCCAGGAAAAUCGGAGGAGGGUCAUUCUGCCCUCCAUAGACAACAUCAAGCAGGACAACUUCGAGGUGCAGCGCUAUGAGAACUCUGCCCAUGGGUACAGCUGGGAGCUGUGGUGUAUGUACAUCAGCCCCCCCAAGGACUGGUGGGAUGCUGGAGACCCCUCGCUGCCUAUCAGGACGCCGGCGAUGAUCGGUUGCUCGUUUGUUGUGCACAGGAAAUUCUUCGGCGAGAUCGGGCUGCUGGAUCCUGGGAUGGAUGUGUAUGGAGGGGAGAACAUCGAGCUCGGCAUCAAGGUGUGGCUGUGUGGGGGCAGCAUGGAGGUGCUGCCCUGCUCCAGAGUGGCUCACAUCGAGCGCAAGAAGAAGCCCUACAACAACAACAUUGGGUUCUACACCAAGCGCAACGCGCUGCGGGUGGCCGAGGUGUGGAUGGAUGACUACAAAUGGCACGUCUACAUCGCCUGGAACCUGCCACUGGAGAACCCAGGUAUUGACAUCGGGGAUGUUUCCGAGAGGAAAGCAUUAAGGAAGAGCUUGAAGUGUAAGAAUUUCCAGUGGUACCUGGACCAUGUUUAUCCAGAAAUGAGAAGAUACAACAACACCAUUGCUUAUGGGGAGCUUCGAAACAACAAGGCCAAAGACGUCUGCCUUGACCAGGGCCCACAGGAGAACCACACAGCAAUACUGUACCCAUGCCACGGCUGGGGACCGCAGCUUGCACGCUACACCAAGGAGGGAUUCCUUCACCUCGGUGCCCUUGGGACCACCACGCUCCUCCCCGACACCCGCUGCCUGGUGGACAACGUGAAAAGCCGCUUCCCGCAGCUCCUCGACUGUGAGAAGGUCAAGAGCAGCCUCCACAAGCGCUGGAAUUUCAUACAGAACGGUGCCAUCCUGAACAAGGGGACUGGACGGUGCUUGGAAGUGGAGAACAGGGGCAUGGCCGGCAUCGACCUGAUUCUUCGCAGCUGCACAGGACAAAGGUGGACAAUUAAAAAUGUCAUCAAAUAAAGGGUGGAAGAGUCAGAGGAGUUGGACUGGAAACACAGCUGACUUGGACUGACCUGCCUGGACUCCUUUGGAAAGGACAAAAAUAUCAAUACAGAGCUUUAUUCAUGUUAUUAGGAGAGGACAUGGGGGAAAUGGGCAUUUGUGUCUUUUUAUUGUAUAUUAGUCUCCCACAGCUGAUUCCAACUGUGUGAAAUUGGGUCAGAACUGCUAUUUUCUUCUAGCAAGCACUCUAAAAGGUACCACUUAUUUCUGCUGGAAUGACUGUAAUAAGCUCAUGCAGUCUUGUGAGCAUUUUACUGUCAGGAAAUUGUUCCUUUCCCAGACAACACCAAACUCUCCCAAAGGGCCAGGUAGGUUUGCACCACCAUUGGAGUUGAGAGACCUUGGAUAGAGCUGCCUGGCAAGCACCAAAACCAACAUGCUGGUGAGCAGAAAAGGUUGCCAAGCCCCACAUGAGCAGAGUAUUAAAGAUGUGCUCUUUUGCUAGGUCCUCUCUUUCCUCCCUUUCUUGCCCUUGCAUCCAGCAGCCCCUUUCUUCAGUGUGGGAGAGGCAAAUCUCUCUCCAGUAGUUUCCAUGGAUCUUUCCAACCCUCCAUCACAGAUGGCAUCAAACAAAAUCCUACUGAUCUCCCAUUGCUCCCUCUCCCUUGCCCACACACUGCUGUUGACCAGACCAGCCCAGUGCAGCACCAGUCCCUCCCAUGGAGACCCCAGGAGAAAAGAUCCUGGAUGUCUCCCUGUCUGCUUGUGCAGUAGUCUACCCUUACUCACCACACCAUGAGUAAAGUUUGUGAGAUGCUUCCUGCACCUGGUGAGCUGCAGAUCCACCUUGCCCUGCCAGCAGGGCCACUGGCCUGGCACUGUUCCCAUGGAGACACACCUUUAGCCUUUUGGGGUUUUUGCUGGUUUAGAAGUGAGGGUGGAUGUGCUGGUGUGUGCAACAGGCUGAGAGCAGGUACUGUGAAAGAAAGUCCCUCCUGGGCUUGCCUCCCAC